AUGAGUGUCGUCUCUCAGUUCUUCUUUCGAAGACCCACCCACGCUCCAGGGCAGGGAUCACCAGAAAAAGGCGGAAGACGAAUAAUAAACUCCUUGCUGCGCCUCGAUGCCCCUGUCUCGCCCAGUGGUCCCGUUAUCCGCGGUGUCCAUGGAAUUCAGGCUCACAUCAAUCAUCGAGUCCUUUUGGGUGACUUUCAGGAUACAGUUUCUCGUACCCGAAGAGCUGCAGAACGUCUGGAAUUUCGAAACCGAGCAGUCCACCAUGCCAUACUGAAGAAGGAAGAGGAGGAUAAACGAUGGGGGGAUGGGAUUAGGGAGGAGAAGACAGAAAGCGGAACUAAGGACGCAGUAAGAUCGAUGAUGUUAGGGGAAAUGAGUUCGGAAGAGGAAGAAGACGUCAAGCGAAUGGAAUUUGCAGAGUCGAUUCUGCUUAACCAAGGGGAAUCUCGCAUCACUUAUACCUACCUGCAAUUCCUCAAGUACUUCCGCUACUUCCUUGCCACUAACCGCCAAGGCACUCUCAUCACCCUCAUCUACAUUCGCCAUAUGAAUUUCCACUCUAAGGAGGUGGCUCAGGCCUUUGAGGCCUCGCAUUGCACCACAUUACUGCUGAAUCUCCUCUCUGUGGACGACCCACCUGUUCAGGUUGCUGCCAUGCGUGUGCUCGAUAAAGUCUCCACAAUCAUCUAUUUCGCUCGCCUCAUCGUCCAUUUGGGUGGUGUGAAACCCCUUCUUACCAACCUUCAUCAUCCUAACAUCCAUAUGAAACGCUCAGCAGGGAGAAUCAUAGGUAACCUCUGCGUCCUCAAGAAGGUUCGUGUCCUAUUAGCCCGCAUGGAUGCCAUUAAACCAAUCGUUUGCCUCCUAGACGAGAACACCAGGAAGAUUACUGAAAUACACGCGGACUACGAACGUAAAGUUCGCAUGACAUUGGCCUUCAACACGAGCCCUGAAAACGCUCUGAGAGCUAAACUUAAUCGCCUGGAACAGCAGGUCGAUUCCAGUAGACGCACGACGGAUAGCCUGUUGAAGGUACUUGGUGUGGUAUUGUGCGCCGUCUCUAAAAACGCCGAGGGUAGGUUGGCUUUGCGCCAGACUGGAAUAGUGUCUGUCUUUGCAGUCCUCAUUCCAUUAGCUCAUACUGACGUUCUCCAACAUGUAAUGUCUACGCUGCAAGCAUGUUGUGUGGAGACCUAUUUUCGCAUUGCCGUUCUAACAGAAGGGAUUCUGCCUCAUCUGCUGGAAUCUCUUCGAAAUUCUACUCUAGCUGUUAAACUACCGUGUACAUUCACAUUAGCCCAAUGCGCAAACGAGCGAGACAUUCGCGAGGGCAUACGAAAAAUGAAUGGGCUCGACACGAUUGUACGAAUGCUGCGUUGGGAGUUGAGAAACGCUAACGGGGCACUUGAGAGCAUCCGCAUAACCUGCAUGACGCGUGGUCAGCCUUUCGAUGAAGAAGGCUUUGUCACUUCCCUUCUUCGCGGUCGCGAUCGCGUUGAGGCUAAAGCCACAGGACAGCAUCAGAAGAUUACUUUCUCGAUGCAGAAGGGGGGCAACUUGAAGAAUACACGCGGUGAAAGGACUGCAGAACAGAGGGAGCGGGAGCAGGCUCUAGGUAUAUUGCACGAAACCCUUCUGGUUGGUAUUACCGAUCUAAUUUGGAAGACUUCGUUGUCUCGGGAGAAUGCAAUGAUUCUCCAAGAGAAGCAGGUGUAUAGUGAUUUGGUACGCUUAAUCAUCGAGCUACCACGACUAUUUGGUCCAUUCUGUCGCCCUGUUACCACCGCCUCAGUCAAACUCAACGGUCUGGAUAGAGCGGAGAAGAUUGUGUUUAACUGUCUUCAUGCGAUCGCCGUCGCUGCCCAGAUACCUGAAAUACUUAAAUUUAUCGCAAAGAUGGCCCAAGGGGUCAAGCCAUGGAUAGUGUUAUUGCGCCUUGCCAUAAAUAAUCUCACCCCAGCUGCGUGCAUUUCUUUGCGAGUGUUGUUAAAGCACCAAAAACUGCAACAACAGUUUGUUAACUUUGGAGGUCUACGAAUCCUCUUUGCUUACAUGGCGACCGAGACAGGUGGAUCGAGAUGUGAGGCACUGCGCACUAUCGAGGCAUGUUUGGCGAACUCGGACGAAGUGGGACUUCUGCUCAAGCCACUGAUCAACGCACCUGCUACCAUUGUCUCCUUCAUCGCCUCUAUGUCUACCGAAGAGGACACGCAGAUUGCAGCACUCGACACAAUCGCGCAGAUGGCGAGAGACAAGAACACCCUAGCAAUCAUGUCGGAUCUGGAUGUGAUCGAAGGACUCGCCCGAAUCCUCUCUGCUGCUUACUCAGAGGCUCUGAAGAUCAGCGUGGUGCGCGCCAUCGCCGCAUGCUCAUACUUCGGUGAGAAUGCCGAGUACCUGGGGCGUGCAAACUGCGUGCCCAUGCUGGCUGCCGUUUUCCGUUCCUCCACAAGUAGCGUAGGAGGGGAAGGCGGCAUUAGCGCCACUCAGCUGCGGGACGCGGCGGUUCGAGCGCUCUACGGCAUCAGCCGCUUGCCUGCUAAUGUAACGCGCAUCUGGGAGGCGGACAUCUGCGAGGAGCUGACGGCAAUGGCGGGGUCAGCGGACGAGCAGGUGCAGGAAGCCGCAGCUGGCAUCAUCACCAACAUUCGUUUGCUGGAGCGGCAGGCGGCGUGUGUCACGUACACAUAA
Messenger RNA from Echinococcus granulosus, 2691 nucleotides. RefSeq names its product Armadillo repeat-containing protein 4. NCBI's taxonomy places the organism in Eukaryota, Metazoa, Platyhelminthes, Cestoda, Cyclophyllidea, Taeniidae. Bases 1 to 2691 code for a protein of 896 amino acids. The transcript has a single exon. The record is from RefSeq and is a predicted model, not a curated record.